UUUUCAUCCAAACUUCUUGAACCCGACUUCUGAAGGCCGCCAAGCAAAAGCUAAGCCGGCACUCGACGGUGGACAGAACAGAACUGCCCUUAAAAUUGCUACGCCCAUGGCUCGACAAUCUCUAUAACAAAGUUUGGUGCUUUCAGCUUCCUUGCUAACAAAUUACCUUCAUUAUACUACGUUUUCACUUGCUGGUUUGUUCAAAGGAAGAAUUUUUUUUUUUUCACAUUUACAUGUUAAAUUCGAUGGCCCAUCUUUUGACAGUUCGUCGAUUUUCAAGUCUGUUCAAUACCCUAGACAAAAAUUGCACUUCUCGAAACCCUUCAAUUUCUGGGAAUUUAGUGAAAAAGAGCUGGAACCCAAUUCCAGUUCCUCACAGAACUCUUCCUGAACCUAAAGGUCAAGACUUUGAUUUUGUUAACAUUGUAUAUAGUCAUUUAAUUCACUCUGAAUGGGAAAGUCUGAAACCUUUGUCAACCCAUUUGACACCUUUUAGAGUCAAGCAUAUUUUAUUGAAGAUUCAAAAAGAUUAUGUUCUUUCACUAGAGUUUUUCUCUUGGGUCCAAAACCUUAAACCCACUUCACAUACCCUUGAAACUCAUUCAAUAAUUCUCCAUAUCUUAACCAAAAACAGGAAGUUUAAGUCAGCAGAAUCAAUUUUGAGAGGUAUUCUUGGUUCGGGUUCAAUUGAUUUACAAUGUAAGUUGUUUGAAGCUAUGCUAUAUUCAUAUCGGAUGUGUGAUUCUUCUCCACGAGUUUUUGAUUUAUUGUUUAAGACUUAUGCUCAUAUGAAGAAGUUUAGAGACGCAACUGACACUUUUUGUCAAAUGAAGGAUUAUGGUUUUUACCCUACCAUUGAAUCUUGCAACAAGUAUCUGGGUUCAUUGCUUGAUCUUGAUAGGGUUGAUAUUGCUUUAGGAUUCUUCAGAGAAAUGCAGGGGCAUAAGAUUUCACCGAAUGUUUAUACUCUAAAUAUCUUAAUGUGUGUUUUUUGUAAGCUGGGGAAGCUUGAAAAGGCAGCUGAAGUGUUCAAGAAAAUGCAGAAGAUGGGUUUUAGUCCCACAGUUUCAUCUUAUAAUACCUUGAUCAAAGGAUAUUGUAAUAAGGGUUUUUUGAGCUUGGCUUUGAAGCAGAAAAAAUCAAUGGAGUGGAAUGGUGUGCAACCGAAUGUGAUUACUUUUAAUACACUUAUCCAUGGUUUUUGCAAGGAAGGGAAAUUACAUGAAGCUAGUAAGAUCUUUAGUGAGAUGAAAGCUAUAAAUGUCUCGCCCAAUACUGUGACUUAUAACACUUUGAUAAAUGGUUAUAGUCAAGUGGGAAAUAGCGAUAUGGGUGGCAGGCUUUAUGAAGAGAUGUUGAAGAAUGAAAUCAAGGUUGAUAUACUGACUUAUAAUGCCUUGCUAUUAGGUCUAUGCAAAGAGGGCAAGACAAAGAAAGCAGUGAAUUUGGUUAAAGUUCUUGAUAAAGAAAACAUAGUCCCAAAUGCUUCAACCUUUUCAGCUCUUAUCACAGGACAGUCUGUGAAGAAGAACUCUGGGCGUGCCUUUCAGCUGUAUAAAAGCAUGAUCAGGAGUAGUUUUCAUCCAAGCAAACAUACUUUUGAGAUGUUGAUAUCCACAUUUUGUAAGGAUGAUGAUUUUGAUGGAGCAGUUGAAGUCUUGCAGGAUAUGCUUGAAAGACGUAUAACUCCAGAUUCAGUUAUUUUGUCUGAGCUUUGUAGUGGACUUUGCCUGUGUGGAAAUGAUGAAUUGGCAUUGAAGCUGUUAUACAGCAUGGAAAUGAGACGCCUUUUGCCAGAAGGUUUUGAUAAAACCAGACAAUGGACAUAGAGAAUGUAAAAUACUCAGGCCCCUUUAAAACUUACAGGAUUAUUUGAAGACGUUCUUGUAAAGCAAAUUUCAGUAACACAAGUGAGAAGGGUACUUCAUGUCCAAUGGUCCAUAGUUAAACGAACUCGUUCCUUGCUGUUGAUUUUUCUUGAUUAAAAAUUUUAUCUAGCAUAGCAUCUGUUAAUACAUUAUGAAUGUCUGUUUUUGACUGUUGACAGUAUUUCCUUUGUUAAGAAGGUUUAUCUUUCUUUCAUUUUGUUGUAUGAAUAGGGUAGGAUUAUUUGAAGAUGUUCUUGUAAAGCAAGUUUCAGUAACACAAGUGAGAAAGGUACUUCAUGCCCAA
Messenger RNA from Mangifera indica (mango), 2172 nucleotides. RefSeq names its product pentatricopeptide repeat-containing protein At4g26680, mitochondrial. The record is from RefSeq and is a predicted model, not a curated record. Bases 234 to 1829 code for a protein of 531 amino acids. Gene Ontology annotation, molecular function: protein binding. The transcript has a single exon. Lineage: Eukaryota; Viridiplantae; Streptophyta; Magnoliopsida; Sapindales; Anacardiaceae.